Plectropomus leopardus (leopard coralgrouper) is the source of this 975-nucleotide messenger RNA. RefSeq names its product S100 calcium binding protein P (gene s100p). The record is from RefSeq and is a predicted model, not a curated record. Gene Ontology annotation, cellular component: membrane; voltage-gated potassium channel complex. Gene Ontology annotation, molecular function: potassium channel regulator activity; calcium-activated potassium channel activity. Gene Ontology annotation, biological process: potassium ion transport; detection of calcium ion. Lineage: Eukaryota; Metazoa; Chordata; Actinopteri; Perciformes; Serranidae.
CACACCAGAGGAGCUUCGAGAACGACGGCACCCAUUGCACCCCAGGGUGGGACAGCUCCCCUGGCAGCAACGGUGGACUACAGUUACCAUCUUCCUCAGAUAGGAUGUUUCUGUGGGCAGGAAGUAAAGCAACAGAUGGAAGAAGUGACCACAGAUCCAUUUACCAGAAGAUCCGUGAAUAUGAAGUCCUGGACAAGAGGAAGACGGUGACCGCUCUGAGGGCAGGGGAGGACAGAGCCAUACUACUGGGCCUCAGCAUGGUCUUCUUCUCUGUCAUGAUGUACUUUGUCCUGGGAAUCACCAUACUGCGCUCCUACUCCGACCGUGUGUGGACAGACGAGGCUAGCUGCACGAUCAUGAACUCCACCAUCGUGUGGGACGUGAACUGUUCAUACAGCUGUGGAGCAGAAUGCUGGAGGAGUUCCCGGUACCCCUGUCUUCAGGUCUAUGUGAGCCUCAACUCUUCAGGAAAAGUGGUACGGCUUUUUCACAAUGAAGAGACACCAGACAGCAACCCUGAGUGCUUCUACACCCCAAAGUGCCGUAAGGACUACGCAGCCACGCAUGUGAUAGUUCAGAACAUUUCGGAGCGUCUCAGGUCUAAACACACAGUUCAGUGUUUUGUGGACCCUACAGACAGAAUGGACGCUGCCAUCCUGACACAGCUCUAUGGCCCAGUUGCCGUCUUCCACUCUCUGUUCUGGCCAACCUGCACCUUGAUUGGAGGAACCAUCAUCAUUGCCAUGGUGAAGCUGACUCAGUACUUGUCCAUCAUGUGCGAGAGACUAAGCCGCAUUAAAAGGUGAAAGGUACGGCUGUAAACUGAAAGCAAGUUCCCUUUUAAAUGAACGUGGGGACAACUGAAGCUGCUACAUGGGGCCAAGACUGAAGGUCAAAGAGGAAGGAAAGCAGAGAUGUGGUCUGUCUGACACAGCUGGAAUUCUGGGUAUAAUUCACGCAUCAGUGAGAAUCUAA